Molecule: messenger RNA, 3533 nt
Organism: Anoplophora glabripennis (Asian longhorned beetle)
Lineage: Eukaryota; Metazoa; Arthropoda; Insecta; Coleoptera; Cerambycidae
Gene: Strip
Product: striatin-interacting protein 1
Exons: 11
Coding region: 141-2594 (817 amino acids)
Biological process (GO): cytoskeleton organization
Cellular component (GO): cytosol
Source: RefSeq, a predicted model, not a curated record
UGUCCGGGUCAAUAUCCCCCUACCUUUAAUGAAUAAUAGGAAUGGUGAAGAGGAAAUGAAUUAUUUUGUGAUUUUGUCCUAGUGGCCGGUUUAAGUUUUAUUAGGCGUUAUGAAGAUUUAAAUAUGCUGGUUUAUUCAGAAUGGAUCCGAACGGAAAUGGAAAGAGAGGUUUGCACAGGUUUAAGGAAAUCAUUAGACGUCAACGCCAAGAUUCGGAUGGAGGAGGAACUGAUUCCCCAGAUCUUGAUUUCGUCUAUGACGAUACCGAUUCUCACAUCAAUGAAAUCACCGAGUUGUACAGCUACACCGAACAGCCCGAGCUGCAGCUCAAUGUCAAGGCAUUUGAAGACCAAAUGGAGUUGUACAACUUGCCACCCAGCUGGCAAAGGUUGUCAAUUAAUAAGAGAAAAUCGGUAGUCAUGAAACUUCUUGAUCAGUUAGAAGUCAGCAGUAAACCUCUGAGAAUGAGAAGUGCAAGGUGCAUUUUAUAUAUUGCUCAAGGUUGCUGGGCUGAAAUGCAGUCCGAUACUGAACAACAGGAAUGGGCAAGGAAUAAUUCCAUGUUGUUGUAUCAGUUAGGCGUGUUCAAUGCGUUUACCGAUCUUCUCAACAUUGAAUUUGAGAACAGUACUGCUGCCCACGUUGCAAUGAGGAAAAUAGCUGUCUCAUUGGCAGAUUCACAAGAUUUAAGAGUAAUUCUGUCCGUUUUGUACACAAUUACAGAAGUCAUACGAAACGAAAAGUACUCGGAGUCUAGUGAAUACGAGAGCAAUGUUAAUGGUUUUUGCCAUGAAAUUGCAAAUUCAAGCGGUGAUGAUUUGCUGAUAGUGAAACUGUUGAGUAUGGUGACACGAUUUUGCAGUGGUUCCGCCCCACAUUUUCCCAUGAAGAAGGUGCUUUUGUUGCUGUGGAAAUUGAUUUUAGUCUCACUAGGAGGCAUGACUGAAUUGAAGGAACUGAAAAUGGAUAAAAGGAAAAAAGCCGGGCUGCCACCGCAAGAUGAGGAUACCAUGGAAAUAGCCAAGACGAUGCGAUCGUCUUCUCCUCCAGCUAGUGCAUCGGAUCUUCUUGAAGCGCAGAACCAGAAAAGAACCGCAAGACCUUUCAGGAGAAGUUUGAUAAAGCAAAGUAGUUUAGACGAUCAUGAAUCUCUAGUAGGCAUGGAAUUGGAUACUGCGUUAACAGGUGACAAUGGAGACGAAUUAAAUGAACUCUCCGAAUUCGAUGAACGCCGUCCUGCAAAUGAGAACAGUGAUCAAAUGUAUCACAAUAAUAUUGAUAGUUACAGGCCUACGUCGCCACCUUCUCAGAGCACUUUAAUUAUUCCUAGAGGGUUGCCUUGGAAGCCGAAAGUCCGACAGAAGGAUAUCGAUCUGUUUUUAGAUGGGGCAAGAUUGAAAUUUUUAGGGUAUAGUUUACCAGGUGAUCGGACUACAUUGUUCGGACUGCCGGAACCUAUUCACGAGGGAGUUCGAACGUUGAAAGAGCAUAUUUACACCUCAUUGGCGGAGCUGCAAAUUCAGAAAGAAGAGGAGAUAGCAAGAAAUCCAAUAUCUACAAGUGAAGGAGAAAUUGAAAUGACGCCUACUGAGAUUUUAUAUCAAGCAAUGUUGCCUAAUUUGCCUCAGUAUAUGAUCGCUUUAUUGAAAAUAUUACUCGCCGCUGCUCCUACCUCAAAAGCUAAAACAGAUUCAAUAAAUAUAAUGGCAGACGUCCUUCCCGAAGAAAUGCCAAUGACUGUUUUGCAAUCGAUGAAAUUAGGAAUUGACGUCAACAGGCACAAGGAAAUCAUUGUGAAAGCUGUGUCGGCGAUUCUGUUGCUGCUGUUGAAGCACUUCAAAUUAAAUCACGUGUACCAGUUUGAAUUUAUGUCGCAGCAUUUGGUUUUUGCUAAUUGUAUUCCGUUGGUUUUGAAGUUUUUCAAUCAAACCAUCAUGGCCUACGUUGGAGCUAAAAAUGUGAUUCCUAUUCUGGACUUCCCUUCAUGCGUAAUCGGAGACCAACCGGAACUCACUACAGAGACCUUAGAAAUAGGAGAUUCUGCUGCCUUUUCGUGGAGGAACAUGUUCUCGUGCAUUAAUUUACUUCGAAUAUUAAACAAACUAACCAAAUGGAAGCAUUCCAGAAUUAUGAUGCUGGUCGUUUUCAAAUCUGCGCCAAUUCUGAAGCGAACUCUAAAAGUUCGGAAUGCCAUGACGCAACUGUACGUGUUGAAAUUGUUAAAGAUGCAAACAAAGUAUUUGGGACGACAGUGGAGGAAAUCCAAUAUGAAAACUAUAAGUGCUAUUUAUCAAAAAGUCAGGCAUCGGCUGAACGACGAUUGGGCUUAUGGAAAUGAUUUGGAUGCGAGACCUUGGGACUUCCAAGCCGAAGAAUGUGCACUUAGAGCGUCCGUCGAUAGAUUUAAUAAUCGUAGAUACACUCAACUUAACGAUAAUGAGUUUGAGCCAGUGGAUAAUUGCAUAAAUAGUGUGCUGGGGACAAAUCAUGACCUAUCUGAAAGCUUUAAAAAACACUACAACUUAUGGUUAGAGCAAGAGGUAUUCAGCACUGCGAUAGAGUGGGAUAACCUAUUAGUAAACGAAAAAUUGUAAUUAUUUUCAUUUGACUCGGAUUAUGUGCAAUAAAAUUCCAGAGUAGUUAUUCUGUACAGCUCUGAAAUAUACAACUUCAGUAUCUGUAGCAGGUUUUUUAUUGCAUAUAAUUGGUCUUCUUGAGUUUGAAAAAAAUAUCUUUAUUUAACCACGUUUCCUUGCUGUUGAUUUUCCAGACAAUAAUUAUCAAUAUAAUGGAUUUAAAAAUUGCACACCGUAGACUUGAAUUAAUAAUAAAGUUGACUAGGAAAAUUUAUGUAUAAAAAUUAUAGUUAGAAGUGCUUACGAGUCUGUUAUAUUGGUAUAUUUUUAGAAUUUACUAUCGUCGCCAUUAUUAUUACCAAGAGGCCUGAAAAAAUUUCAUUAACGUUUAACUUUUAUUGAGAUGAGUAUGAUCGAAAUGUUCCUAACGUUAAAAAAAGGUCUGUAUUACUUUUUUACGUAUUCUUUGUGAUUUUUUUUUAAUUAUGCAAGGGAUGCUUCUGGCGGCUUGGAAUGAUUACAUUGCCACCGUUCUGCUCUAUUUUACCUUUAUACAAUGUUCACUAGUUGCCUAUUAUAACAAUUUUCUUAGAUCUUGUAUUAAAAUUGGGGUGUUCGCCGUGAAAUAUGGUUUAACUAAAAAAAUUUGCAAUAAAAUGUUCUUUUGCAUAUGAACAAAACUACCUCAAUUAAGUAUUCACUUUUCUAAGAAUUUUGUAAAGAAAAAAUCUGAACUACCACACCUUUUCCCUGUGUCGUGACUUUACGUUCGAUACUUACUUUUAAAUCAAAAUUGAGAGUGGUGAAAAAAAUUUAUAUGAAUAUAUUAACUUAACCACAUUCAAUUUUAUCGGCUUUACUAAAUUUAUUUUAAGCUUAUAUACAAUUUUAUACUUUAAUGUAAACUGUUGCCUGUAGAUAUGUACAUUUUUUUUUCCAAUAUACUUUUGAAAUUCC